Leptosia nina is the source of this 771-nucleotide messenger RNA. NCBI's taxonomy places the organism in Eukaryota, Metazoa, Arthropoda, Insecta, Lepidoptera, Pieridae. The record is from the annotation of a GenBank genome assembly.
AUGCACAACGCCGCUAAAGAUGUUUUUAAGGCGAAAAUACGUUCUUUUUAUUCAUUUAUUAUUCAAGAGACUAUGUGGAAGAUAUUUAUCGUCGCUGUUAGCCUGCUGAGCUUCUACGGCCAAUGCAAGUUAAUAAACCACGGGCCCCAUCAUGGAGAAUGGAUGUCAAACGAGAUCUCCACGAAGAAGCCUCACCACAGAGCCGGACCACCAGACCACAAUAAACUAGUGGCGAUGGCAAGAUACGUCCUUCACAAUUGCAACUGGGCAUCUAUAGCGUCGAUAUCAGUGCUGCCAGCUAUUGAAGGAUUCCCGUUUUCCAACGUAAAGUCAAUUGUUGAUGGUUCUCUUGCUAACUCCACCGGUGUGCCUUACUUUUAUAUGUCGCCCUUGGACUUCACUGCCCGCGACUUAUCGAAAAACACUCGUGCCACGAUAUUAGUGUCUUUGGAGGAGACGAGGUUCUGUGAAAAUCAGAAGUAUGACCCUGAAGACCCGCGCUGUACUCGCCUUAUGCUCUCCGGCAAAAUGAAGAAGGUCAAAGAAGAAACUCCCGAGUUCGAAUUCGCGAAGGCCGCUUUGUUCGAGAGACAUCCGGCGAUGGCGCAGUGGCCGACUGAUCACGACUGGUUCAUUAGCAAGAUGAAGAUCGCCCAGAUAGCCAUGGUGGAUUGGUUUGGUGGAGCGAAGUACGUCUCUGUAAAGGAUUACCUGGUAUACAACUACACUGGUACAGAAAUGAUAGAGCAUUAUCGUCAGAGACUCAAUUGA